GCCUUGGGAAGUGCAUUUGGGCUGGGCUGCUAGCGACUCCUAGCCAGCUGGUGGGUCUGAGCUAGGACAGUGAAAAUGUUCAUUGACAUCCACCCUUCCCAGCAAAUACAUUUACAAUAGAACCAAAAUAAACAGGCUGACUCGGUAGAGGGUGGGAAGUUAGGAGCUGAAGUUUUACAUAGGUGGAAAGAGACAGAGGUGGAGAUACAUUUGAUUUUUUUUUUGUAGGUAGAGAAGGAUUUUGUUUGUUUGGGGGUUGUCUGGGUGGGUGUUCUGUUGUCUUGGGUGGUUUGUAUUUUUUUUUUGGUGGGUGGUUUCCUUUUUUUUUUUCAAAUCUGAAUUUAAAAGGGUCACCACUGAACUCGUGGGUGGACUGAGCACAGCGCCGCAGCCGGAGACGCAGAUGGAUUCGGCAGCCAACAGCUGUAUGAGGGGCCCCCAUUCUCCAGCCCCACUGUGGGGCUGUCUGCGGAGCCCCCAUUCUGAGGUCAGCGGGCCAAUGGCACUGCCCCAUUACCCUCCUGCUCCAUUCUCCUUCCACCAGAAACCAGACUUCCCGACGUACCCAGACUUCUCUGCCUCGUGCCUGGCUGCUGCACCCCAUAGCCUGCCCCGAGAAGAGAGGCUCCUUACUGACCAGCACCCUGCCUUUUCACAAUCCCCUGACUGGCAUUUCCCUGGCUCUGAGGCCCGGAGAAGACUCACCCCAGGCCCAACCUUGAGUUCUGGGGAGGUGGGUGAAAGCAGCCCCGGCCUCAUGGAUGCUGUAGGGAGCCUAGGGGAGGACUAUGGGGUCCCCGGGACCACUGCCAAUGAGACUGAGAAAAAAUCAGCGAAAAGGAAAAAGGAGAACUCAGAAAACCAGGACUGCAGAGGGAAGCCAGAAACCAGCAAAGCUCGCAAGGAGCGGACAGCCUUCACCAAGGAACAGCUGAGGGAACUAGAGGCAGAAUUUGCCCAUCACAACUACCUGACAAGACUCAGGAGAUAUGAAAUUGCUGUGAACCUGGACCUCACUGAGCGCCAGGUCAAAGUGUGGUUCCAAAAUCGAAGGAUGAAAUGGAAGCGGGUGAAAGGAGGGCAGCCUGUUUCCCCCCAGGAGCAAGAUACUGAAGAUGUGGACUCUGCAGCCUCCCUAAGUUCAGAGUGAGUCACUCCAGGAAGAGAGAAAUGGGACUUGGGCCUGUGAUCCCAAACAGCUCUUCCCCCUGCCUGCCCCAUUCUGCAGACUAUACUCCUGACACCCUGAAGGACAUCCCCCAAACUCUUCUCCUCUCUGUGCCUCUUCGAAAGAAGACAAAUAACUCAGCUCUUCUGGAACCUUGAAGCUCCAGAGGAAAAAAAAAUGUUCUGUUUGAUAUAACUCACUGACCCUGUCUACUUAAAAAAACUUAAUGCCGAUCCCAGCUCCCAUCCCUACCCAACCACAAAGCCAUUGGGUGCUUCUGUCAGGAAGCAGCCAUAAAAACUGGAGACUCAAAGCCAAACUGAAAAGGCUUCCUCUCUUCAGCUAAGGUGGCCCUUCUGGGGGGUUUCCUGCAUCCCUGACUGAUCCUCUACCCAAUCCCCAGUCUCUCCUGUUCCCUUUCCCAGCCCCAUCAUGGAGCCAGUGCUCAGGCUUGUGCUUCAUAGGAGAGAUGUUCUCUCCAUCCGGUGGCACAUGUGGUGGACAUAUUGAUGACCUUUCAGAAUGAGAACAAACACAAGAAAAAGACACCUAUUUCCCAGCCCUCACCCCAACCAGUCUGUGCUUAGAGUUCAAGACUUUGGAUCCCCUCCUUUUUUGAUACUUUGAAAUCUUCCAGAAAACAAAUCUACAAGAGGAGGCCAUGGGCAACAAGUUCAUCAUAACUCUUGCUUUUCCCUGUGAUCUGAUAAAGUUUGCUUUACAGGUGUCCGGCCAUGUAACUAACUGACACAUUUCCUUGCUGGAAUAUCACCCUAUGGUCAAAGCCUUGGCCCUAGGAUAGUUGGGAGGGUUGAGGCAGCAUGUUAGGAGAGUGCCAAAAUGUCUCAUUAGGAAUCCUAGAGUUGGGUCACAUGAGACUUGGUACAACCAAAAAGGCCUAUCACAUCUAGUUUAACUAUCACUAAUUCUGUUGAAGAAGAAAAGAGAGAAGGGAGAGAGAACCCCACAACAACCAGGCUGAUGGUAUCAGUGGGCUUCCUCAGUGUAACACUGAGCCUGAAGCCAUGUGGUACAAUGAAAACAAAAACAAACACACUGGUUUUAGUAACAGAGGACCGAGGUUCAAGUCGUACCUCUAACACUUAUCAUUUGUACCUAGUCAAUUCACUUCUAUCCAUGGUCCUCAGUUUCUUCAUCUAUAAAAUCAGGGGAUUGAACUAGGUAGUCUCUGACCCUUUGAAGUACAGAUCUAUGAUGUAGAGAUUUAGCCUUAAUUCAUAACAAACAUCUGAAAAUGUCAAUGGCCUGGGAGUUGGGAUUUAAGUAUUGUAAAUGAGGACCCCAAUAUAAGGAAAGUCAAUAGUAGGGUUGGGUGGCCUAUGAAAAAGGAAAAUUGUCAGGGUUCCAUGUCAUAAUAGAGCUCCAACACUAAACAUUCCAAAUGAAAUGUCCCCCUUUUGUGCUGACAGAGCCUUCUCCACUCUCUUUAAUUAAAUACAACAAACUUUUAUUUAGUACCUACUGUGUACAAGGCACUAUGCUAGGCACUGUGUUCCUAUACAUUGUCUAUAAUAGGGGCAUAGUUCUCACAAUUUGUACCUCCUUCUCAGUGGUGGCAAAAUAAUGCUGAUGGACAGGGAUGUGCCUAGGGGAGCGCUAGUUUAAAGACCAUCUACUCCUGUUGCUCGAUGGUGAAGUGGAUAGUGUGCUAGGCCUAGAAUCAGCAAGACUCAUCUUCCUGAG
Phascolarctos cinereus (koala) is the source of this 2872-nucleotide messenger RNA. RefSeq names its product mesenchyme homeobox 1 (gene MEOX1). Gene Ontology annotation, cellular component: nucleus. Gene Ontology annotation, molecular function: RNA polymerase II cis-regulatory region sequence-specific DNA binding; DNA-binding transcription factor activity, RNA polymerase II-specific. Gene Ontology annotation, biological process: somite development; positive regulation of transcription by RNA polymerase II. The record is from RefSeq and is a predicted model, not a curated record. Lineage: Eukaryota; Metazoa; Chordata; Mammalia; Diprotodontia; Phascolarctidae.